Acanthosepion pharaonis is the source of this 582-nucleotide messenger RNA. The record is from the annotation of a GenBank genome assembly. Lineage: Eukaryota; Metazoa; Mollusca; Cephalopoda; Sepiida; Sepiidae.
AUGACCCCGCAGCAUCCUGUCCGUCACUGGAUGGCACUACCACCCCCCAUCCAGGACUUCAACAAAGCCCUUAAACGCAUGAGACCCGGCAAAGCCCCAGGACCCGACAACAUCCCACUGGAGCUCCUCGCCCACUUUGGCUACGAGAUGAGGAACCGUCUCAUGCUCCUUAUAUUGAAGAUUUCGGAGACAAAGACCCUCCCCAGCGACUUCCGCGAUGCAACAGUCGUGACAAUAUUCAAAAACGGAGACCUCGCCCUGGUGCGCGCCCUGCAUGACGGAAUAGUGGGGAGAGUAUGCCACCAGUACUCCCUCUCGGACCCAUUCCCCAUUACUGGUGGCCUGAAGCAGGGGUGUGUUCUGGCACCAACGUGUUUCUCUCUCUACACAGCAGAAAUGCUAAAUGAGAUCCCACCAGACACACCCUCAAUUGACCUCCGUUACCGCUUGGAUGGAGGAGUUUUCAACCUCGCUCGACUUCGUGCCAGAUCCAAGACCACCAUGUGUUGGGUACGGGAGCUGCAGUACGCUGACGACAAUGCCCACCCCAGGUCAGACUGCAGAGCACCCUCCAGUCACUAG